CUCAGCAAAGGGUUUUUCUUUCUGCAUAUGCAGUCGCUAGGGUUUAUGUCUUCCUUCUCAGUCCACAGUGGCGGGAAAAAGAAAAGGAAUUUUUCCAGCAGUUUCAUUUGUUCAAGUUUGCGAGAGCUCCUUUUUUGUUUUUCAAUAUGUACAAUCAAAACUCAAUCUAAUUUUCAGUUAAAUAUACCUAUACAUGUUCUUUGCAUUGACAAAAAAAGAAAAGAAAAAAGAGUUAGCUAAUGUGAUGCAGUUUCAAUUAGUUAAUCCGCCAACUUUAUUGGGUGAUUGCCGCAAUUCUUGCAUUUCUGAAGAAUGUAUUCUUGCACCCUGUAUUCCUUACCCGCAAGAAAAAGAUUGUCUUUUCUAUCCCACUUGAUGGGCGUUUCCACUUCUUGUUGUGCUGCUCAAGAUGCUGACUUUUCAUCAGACGAUAGCGUGGCGCCGGAGUUAUGUGGUUAUAGUGAGCUGCAGCAGAGAAUGCAGAGGCACGCGACCUCAGGUAGCAUAAAAAAAGCUCUUGAGACGCUGAAUUUCAUGAGGGAUAGUAUUCCGGGGAAACCGACUGUUUACGACUAUAAUUCCAUGAUUAGAUGCUAUUUCAGGUCGGGAAAUGUGGUGCUUGAUGAGUUGUUUGAGGUGUAUAUUGGGAUGAAAAGAUCAGGGCCUAUUCCGAAUUUGUUGACUUAUCAGACGCUUUUGAAUGGGAUUAUUUCUGGUGGCGCGUUGAAAGUUGCAAUUUUGGUCAUGGAGGAAAUGGUGGCAACUGGGUUUUGGCCAUCCUACACCAUUUUGUCGAAGUUGUUCAAGAAGCUGUUGAAAGUAGAAAGUGUGGUGGAUGCUGCUCUGGUGCUUGAAAUUAUGUUGAAUGUCAAUUGCAGCCCGAGUCAGUAUGAUUUAAGUGCCUUAAUCCAGGGCCUUUGUAGAACUGGGAUGGUUCAAAAGGCAUAUUUGGUAUUCUUGGCACUAUUGACGAAGGGAUACUUUUGCGGAGGAUGUAUUUACAAUCCCAUACUAUGGACUUUUUGUAAGUCAGAGCAGAGUUAUGCUGCUUUAGCAUUUUUCGGUUUGUUAGAAAAGAAGGGUUUUGUGCCAUCUGUUUACUCAUAUACUGCCUUGGUUUAUGCUUUUAGUAAGGAAAGGCUAUGGGAUGAAGCUUUUCAUUUGUUGGAUGAAAUGGAAAAUGUUGGUUGUAAGCCUAGUCUGGUAACUUAUACUGUAGUUGUAAAGUUUCUCUGUGAUGAUGGGAAAGUCGAUGAGGCGCUAAGCCUUUUGAGGAGGAUGGAAGAGAAAGGAUGUGAUCCUGACUUGGUUGCAUACAAUAUAGUUCUCCGGGAACUUUGCCAUCAAGGUAGGGUUGUUGAAAUUGGUGAUCUUGUUCGAGUUAUUGAUCAAAAGGGUUUGUCACCUGACAUGUAUACUCAUGCCGCUUUGGCUGGAGGCAUGUUGAAAAGGGGCAAGGUGGAGAUUGCCAAUAAGCUGUUGCUGGACAUUAUUUUAAGGGACUGCGCUGUUGAUGAUGUCAUUUAUAAUAUAUAUCUGCAUUCCGUGUGCUUGAAUGACGGUGCGAGAGAAGCUUUAUCCAUGAUGCAGAGUAUGGUGGAGAACGGUUUUAGACCCACUAAUGUAUCAUACAACACAAUCCUGAAGGGAUUAUGCAAGGAGGAACACAUGGAUGAAGCUCUAGCCUUAUUUGACAGUGCCAACUGGCCUACCAAUGGGCCUGAUUUGAUUUCCUUCAAUACUAUGCUGUCUGCUGCAUGUAAACUGGGAGAUUCAUCCAUGAUAAGGCGGAUUUUGUGGCGGAUGGAAUAUGAAGGAAUAAGAUUUGAUACUGUGAGUUCAACAUGUCUGAUUCAGUAUUAUUGUAAAAUUGGGAAAAUCACGGAAUGCUUGAACCUUGUGGAGUCCAUGGUGAUUAAGGGUCCACCACCUAAUACAAUCACUUUUAACACUCUCCUUAUUGGCCUAUGCAAGAAUCGACUACUUGGAAUGGCAGAGAAAAUGUUCAACUAUUUCAAAGAAAUUGGAGUUUCACCUAACACGACUACAUAUAAUAUUCUAAUGCGAGCUUCCAUACGAGAAGGCAAUGAUUUACUGGUAUAUGAGCUUUCAAGGGACAUGUAUAGCUGGAAAUUGAAGCCGGAUGUUGGCACCUAUGGUUGCUUCAUUUAUAGCAUUUGUAAAGGAGGCAAGAUCUCACUUGCCCUUCAUCUUAGAGACCAAUUGCGUGAGAAUGGAAUUGCUCCUAAUAUUUUUAUUUACAAUACAAUAAUGAAAGCCAUGUUCAUGAGAGGGUUGUUUUGGGAAAUCAUCUCUCUUUUUAAACACAUGGCCAUGGAUGGCUGUGAACCCAAUGAAGGUUCUUUUCUUAUGUUGAGACAAGCAAAGCUAAACGGUUGGAUGAAGGGUUUUCCUAGAGCUGUACAAGUUUUAGAGUUUGUCAUGCGUGGUAACUUGUUCUGAGAAUGGGAAGAUAUCAAAUAGAGAAUACAGAGCUACUGAUGAAGUUGGACCUAUUGCCUCAUUUUGAAACCUGAGAUGUCCUGCCUGAGAAUAUGUUUUGGCUGAAGAUGCCGGUCCUCACAGUCUGCAGCAGAUAAUAAAAUUGUUGAUGGAAUGAAAGUGUAAGGGUGCUCACAUUUAUGAUCUAUAAGCAUUCAGUAUUCAGAAUAUCUGCAUUUUGAUUCUGAAGACUUGGUAAAAUUAGAAAUCCUCUGGAAAGUUUUCAUAAAUAGAAGGCAAUAUUAGAGGUACCUUUCUCUUCAUAGUAAGUUAAUCUCGGUUUUGUUUUUUUGGGAGUCCCAAGUUCUUUACUUUAUAUCCUUGUAUGUUUCUUUUGACAUCCUAUUUCCCUCUUUUGGCUUUAAUGACAUUUGUUUAACCUUCCUUGGAUUUUUAAAGCUACUUAUGGCUAGACAGAGUCUGUACUCAAACUACUGCCCGCUAACAAUCCUCCUGAAGUAACUCUUUACUUUUUGGCACAUCUCUUUUCUAAGAUUCACUGGAUUUCAUACUGGUUUAGACACUUGUCCUUGCCAACUGCGUCUGUUCAUGCUGUUUUCCUGGUUGUUCUUUCCAGGAUUUUACGUUUCAUGGAACGUAGCAUGCCAGUGUGGACUUUCAAUGGCCUCUGGAUUCAGCCCGAAGUUUCCAAUGCUUUCUACACCUUGUGUGAUUUAUCUGUGGUUGUCAUUGUUGUGGUAUUCUACUCCACUAUGAAUUAUGAGUUAUCACUCACAUUUAGCCGAUAUCGACAUACUUGGAAGGCUUACAUGAUGACAUGUCGUACGAUACGACACAAUGCUGUUGAAGAUGAUCUCGACACAAGAAAAAAUCUGUCGAGGAACAACGCUAAUGAAGAUGAUCUCAGCACAAGAAAAGACCUUUUUUGUUAAAGAUGAUCUUGACACGAGUCCAAGGACAUUUGGAGCUCUUUGUUGUAGAGACUAGUCUUGCCUAUUGUAAAUUAGAAUACUAAUGUAAAGACUAUUUUUUUAGCCAAGGAAAUAAAAGUUUUGAUCAAAAGAUUUUGAUAUUUAUUA
Molecule: messenger RNA, 3542 nt
Organism: Sesamum indicum (sesame)
Lineage: Eukaryota; Viridiplantae; Streptophyta; Magnoliopsida; Lamiales; Pedaliaceae
Molecular function (GO): protein binding
Source: RefSeq, a predicted model, not a curated record